AUGACUGUGCCCGCCAUCGCAGGUGGGCUACGGGACCUGGUACUGGCUCCACUGAGUGAGUGUGUUUCAAGGAUGAGAGGAUGGCAGGCCGAGAACAAAGACUUACAGACAGGGGUUAUAUUCGGUCGGCGCCAGAAUACCGACAAAACCAAGCCUCGCUCCAGCUCAGCCAAGGACGACUCCUCUUCAACCGAGUCGAGAUCCACGGCGGAGAUUAAAGAGUCCCUCGAUGCGGCCCAAGCCCGCCUCGCCAGUCUUCAUACUCAAGCAGACCACAGGCGCAAGAAGAUGUUUAACCUUCAGACUCUUCUUGCCACCAAGCGUCGGGAACGUAACGCACUCAACCUCCGAAUCAGGACCCACCUGGAGGCCAUGGACAAGAGCCGCGACGAGUACGACAAGUUGGUUGGAGCCAACGCCAGCAAGACCGUUCGCUUGGGCGAGGCCGUUCACGACUGCAUCACAGCCUUAAGGUGUACGACCGUUCCCAUCUCAGACGACACACUCUUUGACACUGUCUCUCGUAUUCGGGAGGAGGUAUUCAAAUGCCACUGCCACUCGGGUCUCGUUGGCUGGGCGGAGCCGCCGACACCCCCCACCGCCUACUUUACGCCACCUCAGUCUCCCAUCGAGGCAGCCACCACAACAGCCACCGAGGUUAUGGGUCGCGCUCCUCCUAUCACCUUGCACGUUGGUGGACAUGGUUCUCCGGGAUUCUCGGUCAAGUUCGAGAUAGAGGAUGCCGAAACUGGCAAGAUGGACCUCCCAGCCACGUACCUGGUCCGCGGCAGUCACUCAACCUUGAGACUCGAGAUCGAUCGCGACACACCCUCUACACUGGUGACACUCCCACCAGACAAGGAUGAUGGCGAACUUUCACCAAUUGGGUCGUCUGCAUCGUCACUGUCGGACACAUCGGAAGGAUAUCGUGAUUGGCUCCAGACCGGCUCACUCCGCACCUUCCCCCGCAUCCCACCCCCACCUCAUUCUCCGGCACUGCUGUCAGGCAUGGGCGAACACCUUGCCAACUGGUUCACCAAGCUUCGCAACGACCAGCUCCGCACUCGGUACCGACGUGCUCGUUUCAGGAGUAGCAUCGUGUUUGCCGAGGAAGACAUCAAGCCUUCAAACCCCACAGAGUUUGCCCGGAUCGAGCGAGAGGCCAACGCCAAGAGUGCAAAGAUCUGGUCGGGGCUUGAACAGCGGUGCAAGGAGUACACUGUCGCCGUCAACCACGCCAAUUCGCUCGUCUCCGACGCCAUCCGCAGUAGCAACCCCCAGAGCCCGUGGACCGGCACGUAUUCGCACGGAGUCAAGAUCUCCAAAGACGAGGUGUGGCAGUCUCAGCGGGAAGCGAAUGCGGAGCGAGUCAACGCAGCCGAGGAAUCAAGUCCGGCAAGCCACAGUGCCACUCCACACUUCAACCCGCACGACUCGCCGCCCAUUCGCGACUAUCCCACCCCUAUGGCCCUCUCUGCUGGCAACCCUCGCCGAUCGUCCUGGAACCCCAUGUCAGCUCGCGCUUUCCCGAGCCCCAUGGUCCUUUCAGCAGGAAACUCGCGCCGGUCGUCGUGGCAUCCGGCUCGUCGGAGUUCAAGUCUCUUCUCUCCAGCUCACCUGAUCUCCACCACACCAACCCAUACGCCACCUAUCAGCAAGCUGCAGCCUCGAGCCCGCAGUCAAGGUUAUCCCGAGGAGGUUCACGAAGGGGUCGAACCGACGCCGGAUGGUGAUACCAGCCUUGCGGAUUCAUCGUUCGCUUCAUCGACCCUCGAUACGGCACCUGCAACUCCAACGCCCAUGGCCAAAACCAACUUUUCCCUCAGCCCCGCCCCGCGUAAACGACGCGGAUUCCCCAUGGCUCCGAACCUUUCAACUGGCCCUCCCGUGUCCCACCGAGCUACCAGUCCUCUGCGGAGGUCAUUCACAGCAGACCAGGCCAUGCAUGCCUCCCUUACAAUGUCCAAGUUAAUGGGAUCUUCUACCACCACCUCGCCCAAGGGCGAGACGGAGUCAAGUCAGGAUACCGAGUCGACGGGAUCGACCGAGCUCACAGAGACUGACAUCCGCGAAACGUGGGUUUCUGAGCCCAGUUCUCCAUCUGACACUCUCUACGAUUGA
Messenger RNA from Apiotrichum porosum, 2121 nucleotides. RefSeq lists its product as uncharacterized. The record is from RefSeq and is a predicted model, not a curated record. The transcript has a single exon. The coding region runs from base 1 to 2121 and encodes 706 amino acids. Lineage: Eukaryota; Fungi; Basidiomycota; Tremellomycetes; Trichosporonales; Trichosporonaceae.